Messenger RNA from Penicillium longicatenatum, 1803 nucleotides. RefSeq names its product S53 family peptidase. The record is from RefSeq and is a predicted model, not a curated record. Bases 1 to 1803 code for a protein of 600 amino acids. Lineage: Eukaryota; Fungi; Ascomycota; Eurotiomycetes; Eurotiales; Aspergillaceae. Gene Ontology annotation, biological process: proteolysis. The transcript has 2 exons. Gene Ontology annotation, molecular function: serine-type endopeptidase activity; tripeptidyl-peptidase activity.
AUGCUGUCGUUUUUGAAUCGCGGCGCCUUGUCGCUGGCGGCUGUGUCGCUUCUUACUUCAUGUGCUUCAGCUGAAGUCUUCGAACGCCUUGCUGCUGUCCCUGAAGGAUGGCAUUACUCUCGCACCCCUCGUGCUAGCCAGCCCAUUAAGCUUCAGGUAGCAAUGGUACAGGGUGAUGUCCCUGGAUUCGAGCAGGCCUUGAUGGACAUGUCGACUCCUGGUCACGAGAAGUAUGGCCAGCAUUUCCGGACUCACGAUGAGAUGAAACGUAUGCUGCAGCCGAGUGCUGCUUCGGUGGAUGCUAUCCAGCAAUGGUUGGAGGAUGCUGGUAUCACCAACAUUGAGCAGGAUGCCGACUGGAUGAAAUUCUCCACCGACGUGGAAACAGCCAAUAAGCUGCUAGAUGCCAACUUCCAGUACUAUGUCGGCGAUGAGCAGCAUGUAGAGCGGCUUCGCACCCUGGAGUACUCAAUCCCUGAUUCGCUGGUCGAUCAUAUUCACAUGGUCUCCCCAACUGUUCGGUUUGGCCAAGUUCAUGCCAAUCGUGCUACAAUGCACGGGAAGAAGAAGCUUGUGGAUGAAUCAUUCCGGAAAGCAAGCCACUACACCAGUUCGGACUGCAACACCGCCAUCACGCCUCAGUGCCUGAAGGACCUAUACUCAAUCGGCGAUUAUAAAGCUCAGUCCGACAACGGCAACAAGGUCGCCUUCGCCAGCUACUUGGAACAGUACGCCCGGUACUCUGACCUUGCCCUUUUCGAGAAGAACAUCGCACCCUACGCCACGGGCCAAAACUUCACCGUGAUCCAAUACAACGGUGGCGGAAACGACCAACACUCAACGAAAGACAGCAGUGAAGCCAACCUAGACCUGCAGUACAUCGUCGGCAUCAGCUCCCCAGUCCCAGUCACAGAAUACAGCACAGGCGGCCGCGGCCCUCUAGUCCCAGACUUGGAUCAGCCAGAUCCAAGCAACGACGAGAAUGAGCCAUACCUGGAGAUGCUUCAGAACGUAGUCAAGCUGGACGACGCAGACCUCCCACAGGUGAUCUCAAACUCCUACGGUGAAGACGAGCAAAGCGUGACAGUAAAAUAUGCCCAGAGUGUCUGCAACCUCUACGCACAACUCGGCAGCCGCGGUGUCUCUAUCAUUUUCUCAUCUGGUGACUCGGGCGUUGGCGCAGCUUGUGAAACCAAUGACGGCAAAAAUGCUACGCACUUCCCGCCUCAGUUCCCAGCCGCCUGCCCGUGGGUUACAUCCGUCGGCGCAACAACGCACAUCGCGCCGGAGAAGGCGGUAUACUUCUCCUCGGGCGGUUUCUCGGAUCUUUGGGACCGUCCUUCGUACCAGGAUGAUGCUGUAAAUGAUUACCUUGGCACACUGGGUGAUAAAUGGUCCGGUCUAUUCAACCCCAAGGGCCGUGCAUUCCCCGAUGUUGCUGCCCAAGGUCAGAACUACGCUAUUUACGAGAAGGGACACCUUAGUGCCGUGGAUGGUACUUCCUGCGCUGCACCUGCAUUCGCGGGUGUUAUCGCUCUGAUUAACGAUGCGCUUAUCCAGGCUGGUAAACCUACCAUGGGAUUCUUGAACCCCUGGCUGUACUCUACUGGCCGCGAAGCCUUGAACGAUAUUACGACUGGUGGCAGUACUGGCUGUGACGGUCAUUCGCGAUUUGGUGGUGCCGCGAACGGUGGUCCUGUUGUCCCAUAUGCUAGCUGGAAUGCUACCGAGGGCUGGGAUCCUGUUACUGGUCUUGGUACACCUAACUUCACGAAGAUGUUGGCUGCUGCUGGUGCCAACUAG